ACGCGAUGCCGCAAGUGCGAGGCCUGCCUGCGGACCGAGUGCGGAGAGUGCCACUUCUGCAAGGACAUGAAGAAGUUCGGGGGGCCCGGCAGGAUGAAGCAGUCCUGCAUUAUGAGGCAGUGCAUCGCACCGGUGUUGCCUCAUACUGCUGUGUGUCUGGUGUGUGGAGAAGCUGGGAAAGAAGACACUGUGGAAGAGGAGGAGAGCAAGUUUAAUCUCAUGCUAAUGGAAUGCUCCAUUUGUAAUGAAAUCAUACACCCAGGAUGCCUUAAGGUGAAGGAAUCGGAUGGUGUGGUGAACGAUGAGCUGCCGAACUGCUGGGAGUGUCCAAAGUGCAACCAUGCAGGGAAAACUGGAAAACAAAAGCGCGGACCAGGGUUCAAAUACGCGUCAAACCUCCCGGGCUCGCUGCUGAAGGAGCAGAAAAUGAACAGAGACAAUAAGGAGGUGACGGACGCUGCCAAGCGGAAAGGGGACUGCGAAGAGACUCCCAGGCGGAAAUCGGAGGAACAUUCCAAAAAGGCUCAAGUGGACUCAAUACUGAGGAGAAAGUCAGACGAAGUGCAUCUGUGGAGGAAAAGGAAAUUCGAGAAGCCCCAGGAACCCACGAUGAGGAAGCGGCUAAAACUUGGAAAAGAAGACAAACUCUUCAGGAAGAAGCGGCGAUCGUGGAAGGCUCCAGAUGACCGAACUGCCAUGAUCAAACCCCUGCGGCGCCUGAAGCAGGAGCCCGAGGAUGACCUGCCAGAAGCACCUCCCAGGUCCAAGGACAGCGACCAGUCGCGGUCCAGCUCGCCCACCGCGGGCCCCAGCACGGAGGGCACCGAGCCCAGGGACAAGAAGAAGUUUAAGAUGAGGAGGAAAAGGCGGCUUCCCAAUAAGGAACUGAGCAAGGAGCUCAGCAAGGAGCUUAACCAGGAGAUCCAAAAAACCGAGAACAGCCUUGCCAAUGAGAAUCACCAACCCAUCAAAUCUGAACCUGAGAGCGAGAACGAGGAGCCCAAGCGCGCUUUGAACAACAGCGAGAGACUCCAUAGGUUCAGCAAAGGGUUGAACGGGACUCCCCGGGAGCUGAGGCACCAGCUCAUCCCCAGCCUGCGGAGCACGCCCCGGGGGAUCGCCCGGCCCCCGCCCUCGCUCUCUCCUCCCAAAUGCAUCCAGAUGGAGCGGCACGUUAUCCGGCCGCCCCCCAUCAGCCCCCCUCCGGACUCACUCCCCCUGGAUGACGGGGCAGCCCACGUGAUGCAGAGGGAAGUCUGGAUGGCUGUCUUUAGCUACCUCAGUCAUAGAGACUUGUGCAUCUGUAUGAGAGUUUGCAAGACCUGGAACAGAUGGUGCUGUGACAAAAGAUUAUGGACCAAAAUAGAUUUAAACCAUUGUAAAUCCAUCACUCCACUUAUGCUUAGUGGCAUUAUUAGGAGACAGCCUGUAACCCUUGAUCUUAGCUGGACAAAUAUAUCUAAAAAGCAGCUGAGCUGGCUUAUCAACAGACUGCCAGGUCUCCGAGACCUGCUGCUGUCAGGGUGCUCGUGGAUAGCAGUGUCGGCACUUUGUAGUUCCAGUUGCCCUUUACUCCGAACUCUGGACGUGCAGUGGGCAGAAGGACUGAAGGACGCACAGAUGAGAGACCUCUUGUCGCCGCCCACAGAUAACCGGCCAGGUCAGAUCGACAACCGGAGCAAGCUGCGGAACAUCGUGGAGCUGCGCUUGGCCGGCCUGGAUAUCACCGACGCCUCGCUGCGGCUGAUCAUAAGGCACAUGCCCCUGCUCUCCAAACUCAACCUUAGUUACUGUAACCAUGUGACAGAUCAGUCUAUUAACCUGCUGACCGCGGUCGGAACCACCACGCGGGAUUCGUUAACAGAAAUUAAUUUAUCGGACUGCAAUAAGGUUACUGACCAGUGCCUGUCUUACUUCAAACGUUGUGGAAACAUCUGCCAGAUCGACCUGAGGUACUGCAAGCAAGUGACAAAAGAAGGCUGCGAGCAGUUCAUCGCAGAGAUGUCCGUAAGUGUUCAGUUUGGGCAAGUGGAAGAAAAACUUCUGCAAAAACUGAGUUAGUUAAAGGACCUGUGUAAAUACUGGGGCUGGAGGGGGGGUGUGGGUGGGGGGAAGGGACUAAGAACACGUAGGGAUUUUAUUUUCAAUUGGGAACUUGGAAUAUUGGAAACUACCGCGAUUGGAUUUUACAACUCUUGUUGAGGAGAGAAAAACAUGAAACUACCCAUGUUAAGAAUUUCAACUUGUGCCACUAAUUCAGUCUACCUGGGAUGUCCUGCACUGGCUCUUAUGCAAAUUCAUAAGGCGACUGUUACUGGUGAUAAUUGUUCACACCCGGAAGACGACUGAUCUCCAAGAAAUACUGUUAUUUAAAGUACCACAGCAUGUGCUUGGUAGUGUAAAUUUGAUUUCUGCUUUUCAUUUCUUGAAACAACAACAACAAAAGAAGUUGGUGUCAUUCAAGUGGACCACGCACUGCAUUUCUGCCUUCUUAACACGUUUUGUUUUGUUACAUCUUACAUUAUGCAGAACUAUUUUUGUACAAAAAUUGUUUAAAAAUUAUUUAUGCAAUGUUUGAAUGCAUUACCAGUGUUUCGGUUUUGAUUGCCAAUUUUUAUCUUUACUUAUGGUAGGCGAGAACUUAACCUAUACUUCGUAGACAGUAUCUAUCUACAAAUGUGCCCAGGUCAGGAAAAGUAGGUUAAUACUUUCAACUUAAAGCAUGUUUUAAUGGAAGUUUAUAUCCUGCUUUGUAUACUUCAGAAGUGACAUAAGCAUGUUGUGGAAAUAAGGUGUAAAUUAUAGUUGAAGUAAAACACUUUUAUCUGUAUAGAAAUCACCUUUUUCUCAAAAUUUUAAAAAAAAAAUUCCAAUUUCAGCUUUUGCACAUAGGAGGGUUUCACUCUGUAGCAUGAGCUCUUGUACUCAAUAUAAAAUUAAUUUAUACAGUGAGUCCAGCCGUAGAAUAAAUGGUCAAACGUAGUCUCUCUUUCUUUGAAGUGUGAGUUGAGUUCUCAUUUAAGGUUUAUAACAUGGUUAUUUCCUGAUUGUAAAAUUCUGCAUUCAUAAGUGCCAUUGUUGUACGGUGUUGUUUUCGUAGACCUUCCUGAUGCAGUUUUACCUUUGUUGAAUUUGUAUAAACAAUUGUACAAAAA
Molecule: messenger RNA, 3155 nt
Organism: Merops nubicus (carmine bee-eater)
Lineage: Eukaryota; Metazoa; Chordata; Aves; Coraciiformes; Meropidae
Gene: KDM2B
Product: lysine (K)-specific demethylase 2B
Exons: 10
Coding region: 67-2061 (664 amino acids)
Biological process (GO): protein demethylation; regulation of transcription by RNA polymerase II
Molecular function (GO): transcription coregulator activity; histone demethylase activity; protein binding
Source: RefSeq, a predicted model, not a curated record